Daphnia pulicaria is the source of this 1802-nucleotide messenger RNA. Its product is annotated as G patch domain-containing protein 11-like. Gene Ontology annotation, molecular function: nucleic acid binding. Gene Ontology annotation, biological process: spliceosomal complex disassembly. Gene Ontology annotation, cellular component: U2-type post-mRNA release spliceosomal complex. The transcript is spliced from 6 exons. Bases 525 to 1625 code for a protein of 366 amino acids. The record is from RefSeq and is a predicted model, not a curated record. NCBI's taxonomy places the organism in Eukaryota, Metazoa, Arthropoda, Branchiopoda, Diplostraca, Daphniidae.
UGUUUAAUAUCAGCUUUAUCAAUGUUUCCUAUGCUAUUGUACGUUGAGUGUGCUGUAAAUUAAAGAAUGUUAUUCAAAAUGAUUUUUUUCUUCACGGAAGUCAACACGAGAUUUAACAAGAUGAAAUGUAGUAUUAAAACUAGAAUUAGGUAUUCUUGUCUAAUAAUAUUCAUUUAGAAAACUACCGUUUUCUAUUUGUUUGCAAUUCCUUGUUUAUUUUUGAAGUUUUGAAACUUUGAAUCUAGCGGGCAUUUACUGACGAACGAAAAAUGCUGUUUAGCCUUUUUUAUGAGCAGACGAUGACGAUGUCAUUUUACUUGUUAUUGGCAUUUUUCUUCUGGAAAUGACGAGUCUCGUAUUCGUUUUUCCCAAGUUGUAGACUUAAGUAAUUUUUCCUAAUCAAUUUAACUCAUCGAACACAGUAAAAUAUAUCACUAACUGCCAUUUUUAAAGGUUCUCAUCGGUCCAUCAUAAAGUUUGAUCCAAGUUAUUUGUAAAGACUGCAACUACAGAAACAAACAGCUAUGCCUUCCAGAUUUACACCCAGACAUCCAUUCCAUCAACCGUUUCAUGGUAUCUCAACGAAGAGCCCAGACGAAAAAAGAAAAGAGGCUUUGGAACGAAUUUUGCAAUUCAACCCAGUGAAAGCAGGAGACAAAGACUAUGCCUCGCCAGUUGGCUUUGUCAAAGGCGGAGUUCAACAACAAACAGAAAGGGGAGAGAUUGUUGAAACAAAUGAGAAUCCCGGCUCUUCUUCUGAAAGUGCAACAAACGUGUCAAAUGAUUCGCGAACGAACCCAAACAAUGAAAUAGGCGGAUGGGAGAAACACACCAAAGGCAUCGGUGCUAAGCUUCUAUUAAAGAUGGGCUACAAACCCGGACAGGGGCUCGGCAAGAGUUUACAAGGAAGGAGUGAACCUAUAGAAGCCAAAGUUCGUAAAGGACGAGCAGCAAUUGGCAGCGAAGAGUUGUUACCACCAAAAUCGCAUCAUCGUUCCAACGCCCAACAGUCGUUAAUCGAACACAAACUAAAAAACAAGAAAUUUUCCAAGAGAAAAAAGAACGUGUUGGCUGCCAUCCCUAAAGCAGCAGAACCUCCCAGGAGAAUGAAUCUCAUCUAUCCGGAAUUUUCAAACUACCAGAGCAAAACGUCAAAUAUCCUGCGUUCAUCGAUGGGCGAUCGUAUGACAAUAGACAGGACACCGGAUGUUAUUUGUAUAGCAAGCUCAGAUGACGAAGAUUGCCUGAUUCUGUCUGACGCUGAAAAUUCUUCCAAAACAACAUUACCCUCGGACGAUGCGAAUAGAACCACACCAGCCAGGCGCACCACACCGUUAAAGAGUCCGACUUCAACGAGUUCCGCCAGAUCAAGCGCUGCUUCGUGUGAUGUUGUUUGCAUUUCGAGUUCAGAUGAAGAGGAUUGUUUCAUUUUAUCUGAUGGUGAAACGUCCCCCUCUAAUGAGAUUGGCGCUCGUGUCUCAACGGCCUUGUCCAACAACAAUACUCCCGAAACUUUUUCAUGGAAUCGCCCGAAGUUGUCAGUUUCGCAACGUAGGAUGAGAAAAAUGCGGAUGAAGGAGUGGUCUCAACGGAGAAAAAUCCGACACAGCAUUUCCAAUUUGUAAAUCUUAACUUUGGUUGCUGGGGAAGGGGAAAGCAAUUUUCAAUUUAAGCUCUCAAUUGUCUUAAUUGAUAUUCAAUGCAUUUGCCCAAAUUCUAAAAAUUACAACACAAUUAGACCACAAGCUGUAUAAAUCCAACAAUGAACGAGGACAAGAUGUAAAUAAAAUCCAUUUCUAUUA